GCUGCUUCGGCUCAGCUCUCAUGGCUGUCAGGACCUUCGGGCAUUGUGUGACUGGAAGCUUGGACCUGAUCGGUAUUGUUGCGAUUUGUUUGAUCUACAUUCCAUUGAGCGCCAGCUCUUCGGUGCCAGAGGCAGCGGUGUUCAGACAUUACAACAAAGAACGUCCGAUUUCAUAUGGCAUUCAGCUCCCAGAAGGGAGGGCUCCAUUUGCCUUUGGCCAUGUGUUGGCAGAAGACUUGAUGUCUUAUCUGCAAGAAGAUCCACAUGGACCCUUUCUCAACCAAAGUGUGCCACUUGUGAAAUGGGGGUUUGAAGAGGAUACUAUCAAUGAAGAGUUAGAAUCUAUUUGGAAGGCAGACUGGCAUGCAACAGCAUUCUGGGGAACUUCCAAAAUUUUUGUUCCAAGAGUGGACAAAUUCUUACCAUCAAGGCAGCCGCCGCUCCGGAUUUUGGCCUUCCUUGAGGCCUUCCGUCAGGUGUCUGGUCGGGCGUGGAGUCGGAUUCUGGAUGGUCUCCAGAGCUUGAGUCGAAGCGAUGAAGAACUUGAGCUAAAAGAAAUCGUGAGGAUCUUUUGCAAGAGUCUUCGGGAGCAAAGUCAUUUUUGCGGAGUUGAGGCUCAAAUAUGGCAAGGUGGCCAGUUGGUGAUGGAUUCUCACACGGAUGGUGCCACAUCAUUGCUGCACCUAAGCCUGACUCUAGGAGGGCACAGAACUCUUCGAAUUGGCCACUUCAAAGAGCGGCACUCACCAUACAGACCACAGGACAACAGGAGAAGAGGCAGACCACCAGGGGAUGAAGUCAGUGUCUGGAAUGAGGCUGCAUAUGCCCAAGACGAGCUGUGGGAUAUUCCUCAAUCAACGGGAAGCGUCUACUUGACUUCUCCUUUUUGCUUCGAGCAUGGGGUGAGGUAUGAGGGUGAUGCACCAGUCUUUGCGCUUCAGUGCCGCUUUGCUUUUGCCAACUUCUCUGAAGCACAACUGGUUAACGGGCAGCGAACUGGCAAUAUGCGCCGAGUAGCUGAAGUUGUUUCCGAUGCUCUCGUGACAGCUGUGGAUAAGAUCGAAUUGCGACUGCCAACUUUGGAAGAGGUCAGAGCAGUUGAAGAGCAGCUUAUCAUCAAUGAGCAGCUGCGCCCAGUGGCUCAACACGCAAUGCACGCUCUUCAGGCAUUGAACUCUUCCAAUACCAAAGCAAGAUGGCAUGGACUGCCCAGCACCCCAAUGGCUGGUGCAUUUGUUGCCCUUUUGUGUGGCCGAAUGAUGUGGCGCUAUGGUCAAAGGUUACUAAAAAGGAGCGAAGAAGAAGAAGAAGAAGGAGAAGAAGAAGAAGAAGGCCAGCCAGAAGCCUGAGCCGAGAGCAAGAUACUAGCAGGGGCAUUGCAAGAAUCAUCAUUUGUGCUCACAUUAAGAUUGUGCCCCUUGAGCGUGGAAGACAGCUGUGGUGCUCACAGGAGUUUGUCCCUUCAUGCCUACAUGGUUGUGGUACUUCUUUGGGAGCCAUUGCUUUGGAUGUGCAAGGUUUGUCGCAGUGUUUUCGCAGAUGUGCACUAUUGUUUGCCUGAGGGGCUUUUUAAAUCCUAAGAGCGAGAGACGGAGUUGGCAGUGGAGUUGGCGUGUUGGCUCAAAAAGAUGC
Messenger RNA from Durusdinium trenchii, 1632 nucleotides. NCBI's taxonomy places the organism in Eukaryota, Dinophyceae, Suessiales, Symbiodiniaceae. The record is from the annotation of a GenBank genome assembly.